AUGGGCAACGGGACAGUGUCGGAGAGGACGAUCGAGCUGGUCGGAAAACUAAGAGCGCACGGGGUGAAAUUUGUCAUCAUCUCCGGAGCAAGGACGACGACGAUACAGGAGAGACUACCUUUUCUACCACUGGUUGACGCCGUUGCAUGCGAGACUGGGAGCAAGAUCUUUUAUCCCCCCGACAGUACGACGGAGCCGGUAAAAGCGAGCAGCUGGAUGAUGGAUGAGGAGUGGUCGAAGAGGUUCGAGAAGGUCACUGGGCCUCUCAACACCGACACUCCUGCCGUCUCACGACAAGGAACCUUGUGGGACCU
Guillardia theta CCMP2712 is the source of this 314-nucleotide messenger RNA. RefSeq lists its product as hypothetical. The record is from RefSeq and is a predicted model, not a curated record. The transcript is spliced from 3 exons. NCBI's taxonomy places the organism in Eukaryota, Cryptophyceae, Pyrenomonadales, Geminigeraceae. The annotation marks the transcript as partial.